This is a messenger RNA of Hydra vulgaris (swiftwater hydra), 821 nucleotides long. The record is from RefSeq and is a predicted model, not a curated record. NCBI's taxonomy places the organism in Eukaryota, Metazoa, Cnidaria, Hydrozoa, Anthoathecata, Hydridae.
GUAACAACAUUUUUGUUUAUGUUAAUUUUUUAAUGUUUCUUACAUAAUUUUUGUAUGCUGAUUUCAGUGGUACCAUUGGUUUUUCUCUAUCAUCAAGAUUUCCUGAGAAAAAGCAUAAAUUUAACUAAUUACAACUGUUACAUGAAGUAGUGAAUAUGUCUAGUAGAUCCUGCAAGCUUUGUCCUGACUCAUUCUGUUAUGUUUGUGGUUACUAUAUUAGUCCAACACAAGCUAAACAUAAGAUUGUCAGUGGUACAAAAUUCUUUACUGCAUAUCAUGCUUAUUUUGGCAUGGCUAUGGGAGAUCAGGACAAAUCGUGGGCACCACACAACAGUUGUGGUAGCUGCAGAUCAACUCUGGAAGAAUGGCUGCGUGGAAUCCGAAAGUCAAUGCCCUUUGCGAUUCCGAGAAUAUGGAGAGAACCGACGAACCAUCAUGAUGACUGCUUUUUCUGCAUUGUUGACAUUUCAAAGUAUAAAAAACCGAAAGAUAGGCUGACUUUAGUUUAUCCAAGUAUACCAUCUUCUAUUGGACCAGUUCCACACAGUGAUGAAUUGCCUGUUCCUACUCCACCUCAAACCGAAGAAGCAGCUGCAUAUCAUUCUGAAGUAGACUCACCGGAUGAACUCAAUGAUGACUGUGGUUUCAGGGAACCGAAUGAUUCACCUCAUUUCCCUAACCAACAAGAACUUGAUGACUUAGUACGAGAUUUAGGUCUCACUAAAUCAAAUGCAGAACUUCUGACAUCACGUUUGAAAGAAUGGAAUUUAUUAGAUCCAAGCUGCAGAACCUCGAAAUACCGAAAAAGACGAAAAAGAUGA